UUCCCCCUUGUCUGUGUCCUAACAGGGGCUGGAGAAUCAGGAAAAAGCACCAUUGUGAAGCAAAUGAAGAUCAUCCAUGAAGAUGGCUUCUCCGGGGAAGACGUGAAACAGUACAAGCCUGUUGUCUACAGCAACACCAUCCAGUCCCUGGCGGCCAUUGUCCGGGCCAUGGACACUUUGGGCAUCGAAUACGGUGACAAGGAGAGAAAGGCCGAUGCCAAAAUGGUGUGUGACGUGGUGAGUCGGAUGGAAGACACUGAGCCCUUCUCCCCAGAGCUGCUGUCCGCCAUGAUGCGACUGUGGGGCGACUCAGGAAUCCAGGAGUGCUUCAACCGCUCUCGGGAGUAUCAGCUCAACGACUCUGCCAAAUACUACCUGGACAGCCUGGAUCGGAUCGGGGCUGCGGACUACCAGCCCACCGAGCAGGACAUCCUCCGAACCAGGGUCAAAACCACCGGCAUUGUAGAAACCCACUUCACAUUCAAGAACCUCCACUUCAGGCUGUUCGACGUCGGGGGCCAGCGGUCUGAGCGCAAGAAGUGGAUCCACUGCUUCGAGGACGUCACCGCCAUCAUCUUCUGCGUGGCGCUCAGCGGCUACGACCAGGUGCUCCACGAAGACGAGACCACGAACCGCAUGCACGAGUCUCUCAUGCUCUUCGACUCCAUCUGUAACAACAAGUUCUUCAUCGAUACCUCCAUCAUCCUCUUCCUCAACAAGAAAGAUCUCUUUGGCGAGAAGAUCAAGAAGUCACCUCUGACCAUCUGCUUCCCUGAAUACACAGGCCCCAAUACCUACGAAGACGCAGCCGCCUACAUCCAAGCACAAUUUGAGAGCAAAAACCGCUCACCCAACAAAGAAAUUUAUUGUCACAUGACUUGUGCCACAGACACGAAUAAUAUCCAGGUGGUAUUCGACGCCGUCACCGACAUCAUCAUUGCCAACAACCUCCGGGGCUGCGGCUUGUACUGACCUCUUGUCCUGUAUAGCAACCUAUUUGACUGCUUCCCGGACUCUGCUGUUGACGUUGACCUCCCGUAGCAUGACCUUUGGGCCUUUGUAAGACACACAGCCUUUCUGUACCAAGCCCCUGUCUAACCUACGACCCCAGAGUGACUGAUGGCUGUGCACUUUCGUAGAAUGCUGUAGAAUUCGGUUUUAGUUGAGUCUUUCCAUUUAGAAUUUGAAAGGGGGGGGGAAAAAUAAAAGAACAUUACUCACGUGCUUUGUUAGCUUAAAAACAAAAGGGAAAGGGAAAACCCAUUUCCUCCAUCUACUUUUCUUAUUUUUUGUAAGUAAGCAAGCACCCCCAUCUGCGCUCCACCACGGAGCUGGGCCGGUCCUCGCCUGCGCAGUGGGCGGGGUUGGGCAGCUGCGCUCAGGCCAUGCCCCUGGAGCCUUGCAGCCAAUCGACGUGGGUGGGGGCCCCCAAGCCCCGACCGAAGCCACCCCAACCACACCCUCCCUCCAGGUUUGUAGAGGACAAGCACAGCCCCCACUGGCCAGUAGCUCCCAAAAAAGAAUCCCAAAGAGCCCUCUAGCAGCCACCCAGCCCCUUGCGGAAGAGUUCCUCGGACAGGCACGGUGUCUCACCCCGCAGUGGCGCUCCCAGCCUGCGGGCAGCGAGGUUGUGCCGGCUCCUGCGCCCGUGCCCACCCGCAGUCUCGGGGUGCCUCCCUUGCCCCCUUCUCCCGUCAGUGGCCCGUGUCCGCUGCUUCUCGCGUGGGGAUGUUUGUGCUGUAGACAAAAAGAACCACAACUUAAAUACAAGGUGGAAGGAAAAACCACGGAGAGGACAGACCAAGAGGGACUGUAGUGUUUACAUUAAAGCCACAGCUUCAUGGCCGGCCCCAUGCCAUUUCUAUCGACUUAGCGUCCAGACCCCUCCACAGUUUUACUUUUAAGACUUAAUAUUUGCUGAAGACUAGUCACAGCCAUUUCAAACUGAAAAGGAGGCAAAAAGACAACACACACAAAAAUUUAAAAACCUAGGGAAAAAAAACUUGAAAAACAGAAAAAAGAAAAAAAAGCCCACGGGUCUUUCUAAGCCUUUCUAUUCCCAAUCGGUGAGGUUUCUGUGAUAUCUUACACACUGCCAGUCUACUUCUCAAAUGGAAAAUUCAUGUGUAGCUCAAUAAAGAGAAUGUUUGUCUGUA
Echinops telfairi (small Madagascar hedgehog) is the source of this 2156-nucleotide messenger RNA. RefSeq names its product G protein subunit alpha o1 (gene GNAO1). Gene Ontology annotation, molecular function: mu-type opioid receptor binding; GTPase activity; G-protein beta/gamma-subunit complex binding. NCBI's taxonomy places the organism in Eukaryota, Metazoa, Chordata, Mammalia, Afrosoricida, Tenrecidae. The coding region runs from base 64 to 972 and encodes 302 amino acids. Gene Ontology annotation, biological process: adenylate cyclase-modulating G protein-coupled receptor signaling pathway; G protein-coupled dopamine receptor signaling pathway. Gene Ontology annotation, cellular component: heterotrimeric G-protein complex. The record is from RefSeq and is a predicted model, not a curated record. The transcript is spliced from 8 exons.